This is a messenger RNA of Fusarium keratoplasticum, 1746 nucleotides long. RefSeq lists its product as uncharacterized. The transcript has a single exon. Gene Ontology annotation, molecular function: DNA binding. NCBI's taxonomy places the organism in Eukaryota, Fungi, Ascomycota, Sordariomycetes, Hypocreales, Nectriaceae. Gene Ontology annotation, cellular component: nucleus. Bases 1 to 1746 code for a protein of 581 amino acids. The record is from RefSeq and is a predicted model, not a curated record.
AUGACGCUCGUGGAGCGGUCAGUUAAUAUUACGCCUCGGAAAUCAGGCCCAAAGAAGAAGCCGCUGUCCCAUCGCAAAUAUACUCCUCCAAAGCCACUGCAACGCCGUGAGAAUACGUACUCAUCACGCAAGAAAGUCGAGGUCCUUAUGUUCCUAGAACAUCAUAGAAUAUAUGAUCCUGACCACUACUUCUCUGUUAAUGGUUAUCGUCAUCCCCUGGCCCGAGAAGCCUCAAUACACUUCCUCGUUCCUGAGCGCACGAUAUACUCAUGGACGAAGGAUAAAGACAUGGUCCUUGAGCUCAAGAAACGAAGCUAUUCCCCCCACUGGCCGGACCUCGAGGAGGAACUAUUCCGGCGGUUUCUUGAGGCCCGGGACAAGAAGCUUAUCGUGACGACUGGAUGGUUCAGAAGACAGGCCCAGAUUAUCUGGGAAGACAAAUACCCUCAGCUGAUGAAGGUAUUCACAUUCUCAAAUGGUUGGUGGCUAGGUUUUAAGCGGCGGCGAGGCAUCGUCAAGCGUCGGGUCACUAAGGAGUCAAGUCGUCGCCCAGAGGAAUACAAGGCUGUCACGAAUAACUUCCUCUGCUUUAUCCGCCGGGUAUCCAACAACACCAAUACACUGCAAUUGCGCCACAACCAGUCACCCAAAAUGACUAUAAAUUAUAUCCUCGACUCGCCUGUUCGUCGCUUUGAGAAGAAAUGGACUUUAAAUGUCGAUGAGACCCCGAUUCCAUUCGAAUAUCUCGAUGGAAGUACGUGGGAAUUACGUGGGGCAAAAACCGUGGCCGGCAAGACCGACCGUAGCGGGUGGAGCAAGAGACAGGCCACCCUUAUCAUGUAUAUCUUCGCCGACGGGUCUUUCCGACUAAAGCCUAAGAUCAUCUUCCACGGCACCGCCGGUCCAACAGGCAGGAUUUUCGCUGAUGAGGGCCAUCUUUACGCACCAGACGUGACUGUCGCGUACAAUGAGACAGCGUAUAAUAAUGAGGACUUAUUUUAUGAUUGGAUUAAGGACGAAUUGGCGGACGUACAGGCGAAAACACGAGACUUCCUUCUCGUGAUGGACGUCGCCACAUUUCACAAGACUGACAAAGUCACAGCCCGGCUACGGCAACAGAAGGUGACGAGGGCGCUUAUCCCGCCGGGCUGUACGGGUCAGCUUCAACCGCUUGACGUGUCCGUCAAUAGACCAUUGAAGGAUUUGCUACGAGAAGAAACCCUUAUUUAUAUGAUAAAUAAGGAGGCCCAAGGGAAGACAGAGUGGUCCGUCAAGGAUAAGAGGAUAAUGACAACGUGGGUCGUCUCACGGGCUGUCCAACGACUUGCCCAACGUCCUGAGAUGAUUGCCAAGUCAUUUAUAAGCUGCGGUAUUAGUGUGAGGCCCGACGGGAGCCAGGACCACCUCAUACACAUCAAAGACAUCGACGAGGUCGAUUUUACGGGUUGGGAGACUGCUGAGGAGACUAUCGUCAAGGAGGAAGAGGUUGUGAAUGCCCUCACGGACUUUGAGGAGCUUAUGUUAGCCGGGGACGAAGAUAACACCCCAGAAGACCUUUAUAUCGGCCUCAUGCAACUAAAGAAGGAACAGCUAAAGACAAUGGCCAAGGGACUUGGGCUUUUGAUGGGUGGGAAUAAGGAUGACAUUGUGAGACGGCUGAUGAAUAGAUAUACCGAUGGGACUACUGCCGAGGCCCCGAUUACAGUGGAGGAAGAGCCUGAAUCAUGUAUUGUAGUUGUACCUUAG